Cutaneotrichosporon cavernicola is the source of this 807-nucleotide messenger RNA. RefSeq lists its product as uncharacterized. Lineage: Eukaryota; Fungi; Basidiomycota; Tremellomycetes; Trichosporonales; Trichosporonaceae. Bases 1 to 807 code for a protein of 268 amino acids. The record is from RefSeq and is a predicted model, not a curated record. The transcript is spliced from 5 exons.
AUGCGCCUCUCUUUGAUACCCGUGCUUUUGUGCACAGCAUUGUGUCCAUCGGGAUCUACCGCUCAGCAGGAUGCAGCACAAGCUCCGCACUUGACCGGCAUCUCCGCGAUUGCCAACAACGUUUGGCAAACGGUUAUCAAUGGUGGCAGCAAGCCGGUCGACCUCGCAGCUCGUGCCAAGAGCGACGCCGAGACGGGCAUGACCCGCAUCACGGACGACAACUACGACACCAUUUUUUCGCAGAGCCGCCCGGAUGACCUCUGGGUUGUCGCAGUUCACGGGCGCGAAGGCGACGUGAUGUCUCACGCCUACUUGGAGACACAAUCCAACGCGAGCUCGCUGUUGAAAAACAACGCGACCCUAGCGGACAAGGUGGAGCGCAUCAAGUUUGGUCGCUUGGACUGGAUGACCGACUGGGUCCUGAGCACGCGCUGGGUCAUGACCAAACCCCCAUACAUCGUGUUCGUCACCGAUAGCGGCAAGACUCUGCGAUUCGCAGCUCCUCCGCGUCUCCCAGCCAACGGGACAAUGCUUUACGAGAUCCUUGCCGAAAGCUACUGGAGAAACCUCCCUCCAUGGGAUGGCAGCCUCUCGCCCGACGGUGACCUUUCGUAUCUUGUCGAGGCGUACAUCUCUGCCAACCAGUACUUGGCGCAGUACACGGCGCUGGCUCCAAAGUGGAUUUGGUUCGCACUCCCGGUUCUGACAACGGCGAUUGGCCAGCAGAUCAUGGCCUGGCUUCACAGUGGUGGCGACAGCGCUCAGCGUCAGCGCGACGCUGAAAAAGAAAAGCCCAAGUCGCAAUAA